Molecule: messenger RNA, 948 nt
Organism: Funneliformis mosseae
Lineage: Eukaryota; Fungi; Glomeromycota; Glomeromycetes; Glomerales; Glomeraceae
Source: the annotation of a GenBank genome assembly
AUGCAUUGUCAUGCUUCAAUCUUAAAGAAUAACGACUCCCUAGUCUCACAACAAAAUACACAGCCAAUUUUAAACAUUCUAGCCUCACAAAAUAAUAUAACAAAAACUCUUUGUACUACUUCAGCCUCACAAAAUAAUACAACAAACACUUUUCAUAUCUCACCAGCUUCAGGUACUUCAGAUUCACAACAAAAUACAAGUCAUUAUAUCCUAACUUUAAAAGAGUGCAUGCUUUGGGCAUCAGAUUUUACCAAAAUAAUCGAUGAUAAUAAAAGUAAUGUGCCUGUUUAUAAUAUAACUAGAAAUACGCUUAUGGAACUUAUCGAUUAUCCUCACGAAGAAAUUACAAGAUCAAGAGAAGAAGUUGAACGGUGGAAAAAGAAAACUCACUUUUGGCAAAAACAGCAUGGUAUUAUUAUCAAGCAGAUUAAAAGUGUUCGUGAUGAUGCAGAAAUGAAGGAGAUAUUAAAAACUUUACCAAAUAACUUCGAAAUGAAAUAUGAUCAAGUAUUUAAUAGCUCAGACAAUAAAAGAAUCUGGCAACAAUUAGUACCAGAAAUAUUAAGAUCAUUACGAUCUCGAUACAACCCUUUAUAUAAUCAAUUGAAGAAGAUUUCAGAAUACCAUUCAUCUGAGGAAUCAGAAACAGAUCAGAAAAAUGAUGAAGGAAAAUACCAGAUAGUCGUAUAUGAUUAUUUCUGGCGUUCAAAUGAGCAUGCAUUAUUACAACAAUUAGCUCAGCUAACGAGACCUCAGAUUUAUGAUGAUAUUUGUUUCUGCAAAAACGUAUUAUCGCUAAAAAAUGCAACUGAAGAAGAACAUAUAUUUAGUGAAUCUUCAACAACCGGUAUGAUAAAAGGAGUAAUUUUACAAAAUGAACAAAAUGAAGACGUUCUACAAUAUGAUGACACUCUACAAGGCGAUGACAAUUACGAUAACAUCCCAUAA